Messenger RNA from Carassius auratus (goldfish), 1442 nucleotides. It is a transcript of the gene mrpl13, whose product is annotated as mitochondrial ribosomal protein L13. Lineage: Eukaryota; Metazoa; Chordata; Actinopteri; Cypriniformes; Cyprinidae. The transcript has 7 exons. Gene Ontology annotation, biological process: translation; negative regulation of translation. Gene Ontology annotation, cellular component: ribosome; mitochondrial large ribosomal subunit. The record is from RefSeq and is a predicted model, not a curated record. Gene Ontology annotation, molecular function: structural constituent of ribosome; mRNA binding. The coding region runs from base 109 to 648 and encodes 179 amino acids.
ACUAAUGAAAUAUGGAACCACAUUUUCAUUCUGUUGGUAGGGGGAAGUAAAUUGCUGCUGUACCACUACAGCCACAUUGAGGUCAAGUGUAUCAAAUGCUUAUUUAAAAUGUCUAGUUUUUCAAGAUCAGCCCAGCAAUGGGCGACCUUUGCAAGAUCCUGGUUACUAAUAGACGCUAGGAUGCAGCCUCCUGGAAAGAUCGCCUCUAUGUGUUCAGUGCGUCUUCAAGGAAAGCAUAAACCCAUUUACCAUCCACUGAGUGAUAUUGGAGACCAUGUGGUGGUCAUGAACACCAGACACAUCGCCUUCUCCGGAAAUAAAUGGGAACAGAAAGUGUAUUCGUCUCACACUGGCUACCCUGGAUCAUUCAAACAGCUCACCGCAGCCCAAAUGCACAAAAAAGACCCAACAGCUAUCAUUAAACUGGCUGUGUACGGGAUGCUUCCCAAAAACCUCACCAGAAGGACCAUGAUGCAACGGCUUCACCUCUUCCCAGAUGACGUUCUUUCUGAGGACAUUCUGAAGAACCUGACAGAAGAGCUUCCUCAGCCCAGAGAGAUUCCUCGCAAGCUCAGCGAGUACACACAGGAGGAGCGUGACGCUUUCCCCAUGCUCUGGACCCCGCCAGAAGACUACAGGAUGAAAUGACCAUCAUAAAGCAGUUUCCCAGAUCUUCCAUUUAAGUUUGCCCAGGAGUUUGAGACUUGGAAAUGUUUGUCUAUUUUUUUUUUUUUUUUUUUUUUGUUAAUGUAAAAUAAAUUCUCUCAAAAUUAUAAAAAUAAAUUUGUCAUUUAAGCAUGAACAUACACCUAAUAGAGAUCAUUUCUGGAUAAUGUAUAUUUAUCUAAACCUCAGCCAAGGCAGAGAAUCAGUGGGACUGCAUUUAGUCGUGACUGUGUAGUAUUAGAGCUCUGAUUCAUUGGCCUUUGCUUGUCCUGCAGAUGGCUUUAGCAGCCUCUCUGAAGCCUGAUCCAGCUCUAAUUCAACUGCUGCUUCAGUCUUAAUUAACUUCAUAUGGCUCUAUAAGCCCUUUCUGAUGCUACUUUGGCCUGAAGUCUGCUUAACUCAUUGUGUUAGGAUGGAAACGAAACGCCCUUGUUAGUCACUGCUGCCUUUUGCGAUGUUGGCACCGUCACGUUUCGUUUUUUUUUUAAGUAAAGGUAAAAUUUAGUGGGCUUGUAAAAUGUGAUUUAAUGAAGAAGGAACUUCAGAGCAUGUUCCAUUAGUUGAGCUCAUUAACCAAACCUGGUUAUUAAAAUGAAAAUCUGUUGUUUUUAAUGUGAAAUAAAAAAUUUUUAUCCAUUUUGGGUGAGCAGUCAGCACACAAAACAGAAAACCACAAAAGCCAGACGAGACAUCAUCUCGAGUCAUUGUUGCAGUACAGUUUUAUUGGUUACAAAAACAAAUUAUAAAGUAAAAAUAAAUUACUUUGUAGAUUCAAA